UGUUAUUGUUGGUGCACUGGAGUGAACUGCAUUUUAAGGUAUGAGUGGAAAAUUCAAAGCUUUUGUCUCAGAUGAGGAAGUCCAGGAACAGAGGCAGCGAAGGCAAGAACAAUGGGAGAAAAUCCGACAACCAGAUGACCCUUUAGAAUGUCCAGAAGAAGAGACAAGAUCAUUGUAUGAGCAGCUGCAAGCCAAUAAGGAACUAAAGGAACGAGAACAUGAGGAAGAAACAAAACUCCGCAGCAGUGUAAAAGUGUUAGAUGAAGAUGAAGUUCAGUUUCUCAAUUAUGUUUCUGAUAGACAAGUCCAGAUAGAGAAAGACAGGCACAAAGAGGAAAAGUCUGUUAUAGAAGAAUUGAAAAUGGCGUCUGUUAUUAAAGUACAAGAGAGUAAAGAGAAAGACAAAGCUAGCAGUGAACCUACAAAAUCAGUGUCUGUAGCUACCAGUAAAAAUUCUCAAAAACAGUUACUGCAGGGAGCCAUUAAGCGUAAAAGCACUGAUACAAAAUCAGAGUUGGAUGAAAAAAAACAAAAGGGAGAUGUUGAAGAAACCCUUGAAAGACCGGAUGCUAAGCUGAUGGCUGGUAUUUCUCCUUCAGAUGGCUUCAUGGUAGUAGCUGGUGUAUUGCCUGGCAUUGCUGACUAUGCCGAGGAUGACAGCAGCACAGAGAAUGAAAGCAACUCCAGUGAUUCUGAAACAGACCACGCCAUCAUGCCCAGUGCUCCCACACAAAGAUUAAUACAGCAAAUGGUACAAAGGUUGAAUGAAGAGGGUUGUGGAUAG
This is a messenger RNA of Biomphalaria glabrata, 784 nucleotides long. Its product is annotated as PSME3-interacting protein-like. The transcript has 7 exons. Gene Ontology annotation, cellular component: nucleus. The record is from RefSeq and is a predicted model, not a curated record. The coding region runs from base 41 to 784 and encodes 247 amino acids. NCBI's taxonomy places the organism in Eukaryota, Metazoa, Mollusca, Gastropoda, Planorbidae.